AUGACUGAAUAUCUUAUUAUUGAAGAGAUGUUCUCCGAUGACGGGGAUUCGGAAGCCCCAUCCUCGCGGAAACACCGAACGACGAAGCUCGGCGGUGCCACAUAUCAAUCAGUUUCUUUUUCAGUUUCCGAGUCUGAGGGAGAUUUUGGGGACGAGAAUGUGUGUCUCAUCAACAAAAAGAAACCGAUGAAAGGGGAAGAACGCGCUCCGCUUUUGCAUCGACCAGUUGGCGGUGGUGCACCUGGACCAUCGGAAAGUGCUGGUCGACUUUUCGAGGAUGCUCGAUUGGGCAGAAGUAGUUGUACGACUGAAGAAGAAGAGCCGGCGAAUGAAGAUCCGAUCGUUGCCGAUGAAUACGGGACGAUCAGUGGCGGUGAUGACUUCAGAUCGGCUAUCGAGGAGGCCAUUCGAGCGAUUCAUCACGGAGUUUUCCCCGAGCGAAUUGCUCAAGGCUCUUCGGGAAGCUAUUUUGUGAAAAACACGCAAGGGAAAAUCGUCGGUGUGUUCAAGCCGAAAAACGAGGAACCCUACGGGCAUUUGAAUCCGAAAUGGUUGAAAUGGUUGCAUAAAGUCUUCCUUCCCUGUUGCUUUGGUCGAAGUUGUUUGGUGCCUAACCAGCGAAAACGGGCGAAUCAUUUAAAAAUGAGAGCUUUGGUU
Molecule: messenger RNA, 657 nt
Organism: Mesorhabditis belari
Lineage: Eukaryota; Metazoa; Nematoda; Chromadorea; Rhabditida; Rhabditidae
Source: the annotation of a GenBank genome assembly